GCCAUCUCUCUCUCUCUCUCUCUCUCCUCUUGUGCUGCUGUAAAGGCAAGAGUAGCAGACGCCAGAUAGCCAGCCAAAGCAUUCCGCCAAGCACAGCACUCAAAUCCUUACCGCCCCCCGGGUCUCUUCCUUUUACCUGGCAAGAUGAGUACCAUGAAAUUUUGCCGCGAAUGCAACAAUAUUCUAUACCCUAAGGAAGAUAAGGACCAGAAGAUCCUCCUCUACGCGUGCCGCAACUGCGAUCACCAGGAGGUUGCUGAUAACAACUGUGUCUAUAGAAACGAGAUACACCAUGCUGUUGGAGAGCGCACUCAAGUGUUACAGGAUGUGGCUGCAGAUCCAACUCUUCCUCGCACUAAAUCUGUUCGCUGUACUCAAUGCAACCAUGGAGAAGCUGUCUUCUUCCAGGCCACUGCUAGAGGGGAGGAGGGUAUGACGCUGUUUUUUGUGUGCUGUAACUGUGGCCAUCGAUGGAGAGAUUAAGAAUGAAACAAAGUAUUGAUGCAAUCUUUCAGGCUGUUCUUCAGUGGAAAUAGUAGACGACUUUUGUGACAGUAUGUUGCAUGGAGUUCAAGAGACUCGUUACUGAUCCAUGGACAUGGAUGUCAAGGUUUU
Messenger RNA from Juglans regia (Persian walnut), 615 nucleotides. RefSeq names its product DNA-directed RNA polymerases II, IV and V subunit 9A-like. Gene Ontology annotation, molecular function: nucleic acid binding; DNA-directed RNA polymerase activity; zinc ion binding. Gene Ontology annotation, cellular component: RNA polymerase II, core complex. Gene Ontology annotation, biological process: transcription-coupled nucleotide-excision repair; DNA-templated transcription; transcription initiation at RNA polymerase II promoter. Bases 145 to 483 code for a protein of 112 amino acids. The transcript has 4 exons. The record is from RefSeq and is a predicted model, not a curated record. Lineage: Eukaryota; Viridiplantae; Streptophyta; Magnoliopsida; Fagales; Juglandaceae.